AUUUUAAAAUGUAGUUCAAAAUACUUUUUUUCAAAACCAACAUUCAAACAACAUUUAUAUUUCCCAUUUAGUUUUCAAUUUGAAACACUUUCCACUUUUAAGUGGCAAAAUAAAAUGUAAAUUGACGUCCAAACAAGCACUGUCUUUCAAGUUUCUCUCAUGUGAUGGACUUUAAGAAAUUUUACUUUUAAUAUAAUAAUCUGGUUGUGUAGAACCGUCAGGGUUAAUAUAGAACAAUAAAAUUAAUUUUCUGUCUCAAAAUAAUUUUCGAGUUUGAAUUUUUAUUUUUAUUAUAAUUUGUAGUGAAAUUAAAAUUUUAAAUAAAUUAUUGAAAAAUAGACAAUUAUUUCAGAACGGUAAGAGUAUCUAAUUUUCUCUCAUAGUUCUUUUUUGAUAAGUCACAACCGUUGUGACAUUAAAAUAAGAAAAGGUAGAUUCCUAGUCAUUUCCAUUAAAAAUUUUUAUUAAUUUUUUUCAUCAAAGAUUCAAAAUUAUGAACUACCCGGGAAAGAAAAAAAAAAAAAAACCCCUCAGUCUAUACAUGUACAAUGUAUCUUAUAAAAAAUAUUUAUUCCGUCCUAUAAUUAUUGUCUAAUUUAGAUUGUCAUAUCUAGUUCAAUUGUACUAAAAGUAAAGUAAAAUGUUAUACUUUGUGAAUUAAAAGGAAAAAGGAAAAGAGAAGCUUAUUUGUACCCCGAAAGAAAACAGGAAAAAAGAGUUUCUGAAUUAAUCCGAGUCGGAGGUCAAUAAUUCAAUAAAAUUAAAACAAUUUUUGAAACUCCCUCCCUUCCCUUCUUCCAUAGGGUUUAAGCAAAGGAAGCAAAACCCUAAAAGAGGCGGUUCAGCUGAGCCUUCUGAAAUUUGGGCAUUUUUUUUCUCUCACUAUCCCACUCCCACAAACGCCAUGAAUUACAGGUUCCAUAACCUUCUCGGAGCCCCAUACAGAGGCGGAAAUGCCGUCAUGGUGGAUGAUAAUCUGGUUUCGCCCGUCGGUAACCGGGUCUCCGUUACCGACCUCAAAAGGUCCGAAACCGUCACGCUCCCGUGCCAAACCUCCGCCAAUAUCCGCCGCCUCGCCGCCUCGCCGGAUGGCGUCUUUCUCCUCGCCAUCGACGACAACAACCGCUGCCUCUUCAUCAACCUGCGCCGCCGCGUGGUGCUCCACAGGAUCAGCUUCAAACACCCCGUCGCUACCGCCAAAUUCAGCCCCGACGGCAAGUUUAUCGCCGUUGCUGCUGGUAAGCUCCUCCAAAUAUGGCGCUCCCCUGGGUUUAGAAAGGAAUUUUUCCCGUUUGAGUUGAUUAGGACAUUUGCUGACUGUAAUGAUAAAAUUACUGCACUUGAAUGGAGCCCCGACUCCAAUUACAUUCUUGUUGGCUCCAAAGACUUGGCUGUUAGGUUGUUUUCCAUGAAGAAGCGGAAAGAUAACCGUAAAACAUUCAAGUUUCUGGGGCAUAGAGAUACAAUUGUUGGUUGUUUUUUUGGAAUUGAUCACAGAACAAAGAAAGUCACAAAUGUUUACACCGUGUCACGUGAUGGGGCACUUUUAAGGUGGGGCUACAGUGGGGAUUAUAAUAACAUUAUUGGAGACCAACUGCAUAAUUCAGAGCCAGAAUCUCCAGGCACUCCGGAUCAAGGAGUAGAACCCAAUGGAGAAGGUGACAUCACUCAGACCAUGCUCAAGAAAAGGAAGGAUUUUGAUGGCAAAGAUGAAAUUUUGGGUGAAGGAAAUGAAGUUUUGCUGGAUAACCUGAAAUGGGAAUUGUUAAAGAAGGAUUAUUUUAUGCAAGCACCAGCGAAGCUAACUGCUUGUGAUUAUCACCAGGGACGAGAUAUGCUGUUAGUGGCUUUCUCGAAUGGAGUUUUUGGGCUUUAUCAGCUGCCUAAUUUUGUGUGUUCACAAAUGUUAUCGAUAUCAAGGGAGAAGAUUACAACUGCCAUUUUUAAUGACCGUGGGGAUUGGUUGGUUUUUGGAUGUGCAAAACUUAGUCAGUUGUCUGUUUGGGCGUUUGAAUCUGAUACUUACAUCCUAAAGCAGCAGGGUCAUUACUUUGAUGUGAACUGCAUAGCAUAUUCACCUGAUUCACAGUUCUUGGCUACUGGGGCUGAUGAUCAUAAAGUCAAGGUAUGGAAUGUUUCAAUGGGCUUCUGUUUUUACACAUCUUCUGUCCACACCGAUGCAGUUACUGCCCUACAUUUCAUGGCUAACAACCACUGCCUUUUAAGUGCUUCCCUUGAUGGUACUGUUCGUGCAUUGGAUUUCUUUCGAUAUCGAAACUUCAGAACAUUCACAACCCCUACUUCUAAGCAGUUUGUAUCUUUAGCGGCUGAUCAGAGCGGUGAAGUUAUUUGUGCUGGAACUCUUGAUUCAUUUGAGAUUUAUGUUUGGUCGAUGAAGACAGGCAGGUUGCUUGAUGUUCUCAGUGGUCAUGAAGGUCCAGUUCAUGGGUUGAUGUUUUCCCCUACUACGGGCGUCUUAUCCUCCUCAUCAUGGGACAAAACUGUUCGCUUGUGGGAUGUUUUUGAGGGAAAAGGUGCAGUGGAGACAUUUGCGCAUACACAUGAUGUCCUCACUGUUGUCUAUCGGCCAGAUGGAAAACAGUUGGCAUGUAGUACUCUAGAUGGAUCCAUCCAUUUCUGGGAUCCAUUUGAAGGCCUACUAAUGCAUACAAUUGAGGGCCGUAGAGAUAUUGCAGGUGGGCGUCUAAUGACUGAUCGCAGAUCAGCUGCUAAUUCAACUAUUGGCAAGUAUUUUACCACCUUAUGCUAUUCUGCUGACGGGAGCUAUAUAUUGGCUGGUGGAAAUAGUAAAUACAUUUGUAUGUACGACAUUGCAGACCAGGUAUUACUACGCAGGUUCCAGAUAACCCACAAUCUUUCCUUAGACGGUGUGCUUGAUUUCUUAAACUCAAAGAAUAUGACUGAAGCUGGUCCAAUAGAUCUUAUCGAUGAUGAUAACAGUGAUGCAGAGGAAGGUGUUGAAAGGCAAACACAAGGAAAGUUGGCAUAUGAUCUGCCCGGUUCAAUGCCUAACCGUGGGAGGCCUGUUAUUCGAACAAAAUGUCUGAGGAUUGCCCCAACUGGUCGAACUUGGGCUGCUGCAACAACUGAAGGAGUUUUAAUUUACAGCAUGGAUGAUUCUUUUAUAUUUGAUCCCACAGACCUUGACAUAGAUGUUACACCUGAAGUAAGGACUCUGAAAUAUCACUGUUCUUUUGUGGUGAUAGAAGUAAUAGAUUCUUGUCUGUCCUCUGGCUUUUCUUUCUGAUGGUUUGCUUUGGUGAUGAUGUUCAGGCUGUCAAUGCUGCACUAGAUGAGAAUCAACCUAAACGGGCACUGAUACUCAGUUUGCGUUUGAAUGAAGAUGUCCUGAUUAAGAAGUGUGUCCUUUCCGUCAAUCCAGCCGAGAUAUCAUCCGUUGCCUCAUCUGUACCUUUCAUAUAUAUACAGAGGUUGUUUGAGACAUUGUCAGAUCUUUCAGAGAACUGCCCACACGUGGAGUUCAUUCUUCGGUGGUGUCAGGUGCAACUGCUAAACUGCAUUUUUCAUCGUUUCCCAGUAUCCUGCGUGAAAGGAUUUAGAAUAUGCUCAUUGAUGGAGCUUUGUGUUUAUCUUUUUGUUGUUUCUUAGGAGCUCUGCAAGGUCCAUGGUCCCUCUAUCCACCAGAAUAACAGAAAUUUGCUGCCUGCUCUCAAGUCCUUGCAGAAAGCAAUCACUAGACUACAUCAGGACUUGGCGGAUAUGUGCUCAUCGAAUGAAAACACACUUCGAUAUUUCUGUCUAGUGAGUAGCAAGAGAUGAUCUUGGGGGCUUUCAUUUGGCUGAUUGAAGCAAUGUAAGGCUAACUUGUGGAGUUUUGGACGCUUAGUAUAUGGGACACUUGGGAGAUAAUGGAAUAGUCUUUAAGAAGGGAAAUAGCUCAAUUGCUUUGUAUUGCAUACAGAAUGAUGUAGAAUGAUAAGCUCCUCUUUCACCUUUGGUCUAAUGAAAUGUGUUGUUCUGUAGCAAAGUACUUACAUUUACAUUAUUUGUUGACCAACAAAGGUUGUGCUGCAGCCUGAAUUUUGUACUUUCACUUGCAAUUCACUGUAGAAGCUGAUUGGAGGUAUAUUCUUGAAAGCAAUCAAAGGGUUCUUGUUUUAUUC
Oldenlandia corymbosa var. corymbosa is the source of this 4145-nucleotide messenger RNA. The record is from the annotation of a GenBank genome assembly. Lineage: Eukaryota; Viridiplantae; Streptophyta; Magnoliopsida; Gentianales; Rubiaceae.